Messenger RNA from Pogona vitticeps (central bearded dragon), 1564 nucleotides. Its product is annotated as zinc-regulated GTPase metalloprotein activator 1A-like. Lineage: Eukaryota; Metazoa; Chordata; Lepidosauria; Squamata; Agamidae. The record is from RefSeq and is a predicted model, not a curated record. Gene Ontology annotation, cellular component: cytoplasm.
CUGACGUCCCUCAUGACGCGCAAGAGGGCGCCGCGGCGCUCUGCAGGAAAAGCGCUUUUUCGGGCUCCGAAGCCGAGCAAUAGUUGCUAAAAACGGCAAAUAGGCGCGAAGGACGAAGCAGGCACUCUCUUCGCUCCUUUGAAACGAAAGCUGAGGAGCGCCUCCGCGUUGCCUUAAGAGAUUGCAGGAGGCGGGGUAGGUGCUGGAAUGGAGGCUCGGAGUUGGCAGGACUGAGUACUGCUGACAAGUGAUUGUAGUGACUAGAAGAUGGAAGCUGCUUUGGUAGAGGAAGAAGAGGAUUGCCCUGAGCUGAUUCCAAUAAGAGAACCAGAGAUAAAAGAAAGUGAUAUUCAAUCUAGCAAGGCUCGUAAGAUUCCCGUUACUAUUAUCACAGGAUAUUUAGGUGCUGGGAAAACUACUCUUCUUAAUUAUAUUUUGACUGAACAGCACAAAAAAAGAAUAGCAGUUAUUCUAAAUGAAUUUGGUGAAGGAAGUGCCUUGGAGAAAUCUUUGGCUGUGAGUCAAGGUGGAGAACUCUAUGAGGAAUGGCUGGAGCUUAGAAAUGGUUGUCUCUGCUGUUCUGUAAAGGACAAUGGAUUGAAAGCUAUUGAGAAUUUGAUGCAGAAGAAAGGCAAGUUUGAUUACAUCUUGCUAGAGACAACAGGAUUGGCAGACCCAGGUGCAGUUGCCUCCAUGUUUUGGGUUGAUGCUGAAUUAGGAAGUGAUAUUUAUCUUGAUGGUAUUGUAUCUGUUGUUGAUGCAAAGUAUGGACUGCAGCAUCUGAGAGAAGAAAAACCCAGCGGCCUCAUCAAUGAAGCAGCCAGACAGAUUGCACUAGCAGAUUUUGUAAUCAUCAAUAAGAUUGAUUUGGUUUCACAAGAAGCAUUGAUGAAACUGAGAACAGUUGUCAGGUCAAUUAAUGGACUUGCCAAAAUUUUAGAAACUCGUCGAUCAAGAGUUGAUCUCUGUGAUGUCUUAGAUCUCCACGCUUUUGAUAGCAUGUCAGGAGAAAGUUUGCAGCAGAGACUUCAGCUUGAGGAAGUGCCUCAUCCACACCUAGAUAAGAGCAUUGUCACAUCAACGUUUGAAGUACUAGGAAGUGCAAUGGAAGAAGACCUAAAUGUGUUUGUUCAAAAUCUGCUGUGGGAGAAGAACAUCAAAGACAAGAGAGGUAACCCCAUGGAAGUCAUAAGACUCAAGGGGCUUGUGUCUAUCGAAGACAAGCCUCACCAGGUGAUAGUUCAAGGUGUUCAUGAACUGUACGACCUAGAGGAAACUACUGUCCGAUGGAAAGAGGAUGAUGAACGAACAAAUAGAUUGGUUUUAAUAGGGAGGAACUUGGAUAAAGAAAUUCUUAAAGAUAUCUUUAUAGCAACUGUGAUAAGGAGAGAGCAGAACGGUUGAUAUUAUCUUCCAAAGAAUAUAUCUUUUUGACUCUGCAUUUUUAAAUGGAUUUUGGAAACUUCUUGGAUCUCCUUUGUGUUUUAAAACAGCUGUUAAACAUGGAUUCCCCUGCAGUCAGCACAUUUUAUUGUUCCUCAUUAAAUGCAUUUAGCAAAAUUGU